AUGGAAUCACUAAGCUUAUGCCAAAUUCUACCGCUGAUCCUCUGCAUCUUCCUCUUCUUUAUAUUGAAGAAGAUUAAAUCCUCCAAAUUCUCCAAGACUAUUAAGCUUCCCCCAGGACCAACGAAACUCCCCAUUAUAGGAAACAUUUUCCAGCUUCUCGGUGACCAUCCUCACCGAAGGUUGCGUGACCUUGCCAAUGAGUAUGGCCCACUGCUUCUCCUCAAACUUGGAGAAGUAAAUCAUAUAGUCGUCACAUCCUCAGAAGUUGCCAGCAAGGUUAUGAAGACCCAUGACAUCAACUUCGCUUCACGACCAGAGUUCCUUGCCACCAAAAUCCUCUUUUAUGAUAGCACCAGCAUCGGCUUUUCUAUCUACAGUAAACACUGGUCACAGCUACGCAAGAUAUGCACAGUUGAAGUACUCAACGCCAAGCGCGUCCAGUCUUUCAAUUUCUUAAGGAAGGAAGAAGGAGAAAACAUUGUGAAUAAGAUCCGCAUGGCGAGGGGAUCCCCUGUGAACCUUACCGAGAUGUUUGUAUUUUUGACGAGAACGACUGUUUCUCGUGCGGUAUUCGGGAGGGACAUCGCUCAAAAGAAAAAUUUUCUAAGUGCAAUGAGAGACGCGUCUAAGUACUUGAUUGUAGAUCUUUUCCCAUCUUUGAAGUUCAUUAGCAAAUUCACUGGUUCGAAGGCUCGGUUGGACAGAGUGCAUCAACAACUGGAUGAGAUUUUGGAUGAGAUUUUGGAGGAGCAUCGAGCUAGGAAAUUCAAGAGAGAUGACGCUGUCGAGGAUAUAGUUGAUGUUUUGUUCAGACUUCAGAAUCAAGGGGAGUUGGAUAUUUCUCUUACCAACAACACUAUCAAAGCUGUGCUAUUGGAUUUAUUUUUGCCAGGAACUAUCACCUCAUCUGCUGCAUUGGAUUGGGCCAUGUCUGAGCUCAUUAAAAACCCCAACAUCUUAAAAAAAGUUCAAUCAGAGGUGAGAAAUGCCUUCAAUGGAAAAGAAAAUAUGGAGGAGAGUGACAUCAGCAAGCUUCCCUAUUUGAAUAAGGUAAUUAAAGAAACAUUUAGACUACAUCCUGCGGGACCGUUAUUACUUCCUAGAGUUUGUCGCAACACAAUUGAAUUGGAGGGAUACACAAUACCUGUUGGAAGUCGGAUUUUGAUCAAUGCAUGGGCUAUCAUGAGGGACCCAAAAAGUUGGGUUGAUGCAGACAUCUUCCGACCUGAGAGAUUUGAAGAGGUGACAUUUGAUUUUAAAGGGUCUAACUUCGAGUACAUUCCCUUUGGUGGAGGAAUGAGAAGUUGUCCAGGCUCAACAUUUGCAUUAGCUGGCAUAGAGUACUGGCUUGCACAAUUACUCUUUCACUUUGAUUGGGAGCUCCCUGGAGGAAUGAAUCCCGAGAAAUUGGAUAUGGAAGAACAUUUUGGGUGUGCAGUAUCUAGAAAAAAUGAUUUGCUCUUAGUUGCCACUCCAUACAAAUAAUUUUUCAUUUCCUAUACAAAAUAAUACCAGAUGUUCUUCUAAAAA
Messenger RNA from Phalaenopsis equestris, 1530 nucleotides. RefSeq names its product premnaspirodiene oxygenase-like. The record is from RefSeq and is a predicted model, not a curated record. The coding region runs from base 1 to 1485 and encodes 494 amino acids. NCBI's taxonomy places the organism in Eukaryota, Viridiplantae, Streptophyta, Magnoliopsida, Asparagales, Orchidaceae. The transcript is spliced from 3 exons. Gene Ontology annotation, molecular function: oxidoreductase activity, acting on paired donors, with incorporation or reduction of molecular oxygen; iron ion binding; monooxygenase activity.